CGGUGUAACCGAGGCCCUCACCAUUUUUACCCAUAACUCAGAUCUCACCGCCUUCCUUUACAAGCUUACAUUUCCUUCAACCACAGCUCUCUCUCUCUCUUUCUUUUAUUAAUUUUUUGUUUCUCUCGUUUGCCUCUUAACGGAGAGAGAAAGAAAAAAAAGAACACCCAGAGUCUCAGAUCAGGUUGUUAUCUAUAUAUCAAGAUGCAAUCAAGCAACGGUCCUGAUCUGAACUCAAAGCCGCCACAGCAACAAGGCAGCCAGCAACAGCAACAGCCGCAGUGGGUGCCAAACCAGUGGAUGGGAGCCAUGGAAUACCCGGUGGCUGCGAUGGUAAUGAUGCAGCAGCAGAUGAUGAUGUAUCCUCAUCAUUAUAUGCCUUACAACAAUCAUCAUUUCCAGUAUCAACAAUAUCAACAGCAGCAGCAGCAACAACAAAAACAGCAACACCAGCAGCAAAGCUACUUACAGAAACAGCAGCAAGGAUCUAAUGCGGAUGAGGUUAAAACGAUCUGGGUUGGUGACCUUGUUCAUUGGAUGGACGAAACUUAUCUUCAUUGUUGCUUUUCUCACACUGGAGAGGUUUCUUCUGUAAAAAUUAUUCGCAAUAAGCAAACUGGUCAGUCUGAAGGAUAUGGAUUUGUGGAAUUUAACUCACGAGCAACAGCUGAAAAGGUUUUACAAAGCUAUAAUGGCUCUCCAAUGCCAAGUACAGAGCAGCGUUUUCGUCUGAAUUGGGCUUCAUUCAGUGUGAAUGAAAGGCGAUUGGAUGCUGGUUCUGACCUAUCUAUAUUUGUAGGAGAUUUGGCUGUGGAUGUAACUGAUACAAUAUUGCAUGAAACCUUUUCUAGUAGAUUUCAAUCUGUCAAAGGUGCAAAAGUUGUCAUUGAUUCAAAUACUGGUCGUUCAAAAGGUUAUGGCUUUGUUAGGUUUGGUGAUGAAAAUGAAAGGUCAAGGGCCAUGACUGAAAUGAGUGGUGCGUAUUGCUCAAGUAGACCUAUGAGAAUUGGUGUUGCUACUCCCAAGAAAGCAUCUGGAUAUCAACAACAGUAUUCUUCACAAGCUUUGGUAUUGGCUGGUGGACAUGCAUCAAAUAGUGCUGUAGCCCAAGGUUCUCAAUCUGAUAAUGAAUCAAAUAAUGCUACUAUAUUUGUUGGAGGACUUGACUCAGAUGUUAGUGAGGAUGAUCUAAGACAACCUUUUUCCCAGUUUGGUGAGGUCAUAUCUGUAAAAAUACCACCCGGAAAAGGAUGUGGGUUUGUGCAAUUUGCAAACAGGAAGAAUGCUGAGGAAGCAAUCCAGAGUUUGAAUGGGACAACCAUAGGCAAGCAGACUGUCCGUCUUUCUUGGGGUCGCACUAUAGGAAACAAACAGUGGAGAGCUGAUUCUGGUAACCAGUGGAAUGGAGGAUAUCAUCGAGGACAAGGUUAUGGUGGUUAUGGCUACAGCUAUGCUACAACACCAAAUCAGGAUCCAAGCAUGUAUACUGCAGCUGCUGUUCCUGGUGCUUCUUAAGAGGGGUUGUAUGACAAUCACCAAUGGCUUGUAAUCUGAACUUGCAGGAGAAGUUAGAGAUUAUUCAUCAGAUUCAUUUUUAAGGAUGGAUUUUGCUUCCUGCUUUGGCUGAUCUUCAGGUUACAAAUUUUUGUAGCUGGAUUUAAUUUUUAAAUGGAGUUACUUUUAGAACUGUAUUAAUAUGUCAUUUACAACAUUAAUUUUGUGCUUGAGAGGUGUUUUUCGAUGUGUCGGGAAGAUUUCUUGUUCUG
Messenger RNA from Durio zibethinus, 1766 nucleotides. Its product is annotated as polyadenylate-binding protein RBP47-like. The record is from RefSeq and is a predicted model, not a curated record. NCBI's taxonomy places the organism in Eukaryota, Viridiplantae, Streptophyta, Magnoliopsida, Malvales, Malvaceae. Gene Ontology annotation, cellular component: cytosol. Gene Ontology annotation, molecular function: mRNA binding.